CCAAAACACCAUAAAACUCGCCGGUACCCCGCAACCGUGCUUCACAGCAUCCAUUCAUUCAUCCAGCCUCUCGACGUUGAACGUCUUUCUUACAACAUCACACUCUCUCUUAUAUAUUCCAAAGGCAACCAUAACCAUGCAUCACUCGACAUUCCUUACGCUGGCCGUUGGCUUUGUCAGUCUUUUUGGCACUGGAGAGGCCAUGCCGAGGGCUCAUUUCAGGCGUCAGGUGUACACCAAUAGCACCGUGUCGGCCUCAUCCAAUGCUGCGACUGUUGCGGCAGCUUCCAUGACGUCCUUCGCGUCUUCGACGUUGACCUCGACCGCUGCGCAGGUUACUACUACCUGCAUCGACGACGUUUGCAUGCUUACUGGUGACGGCUUCACCGCUAUCACUCUCGUGUCCGGCUCCAAUGGCGCUCUUGCCGCCUCUACUCUUGCUCAAGCGACCGAGCUCUCUUCGGCGUUUACGACGGCAGUUGUUGACGCGACUUCGUCUGCUUCGGUCAUCACUUCCUCGGCUGCUGCUUAUUCCAACGCGACGGCCGCAUCUGCUGAGAUUAUGAGCUCCAUCAAGGUCACCAAGACUCUUGUGAAGACCGUCACUUUCACCAUCUCUGGGAAACCGACCGAGACUGUCUUCACUCAGUACAUGACUGCACCCCUCGCCAGAGAGUCCGCUGCUGCCGCUUCUACCGCUGGGUCCAACACCGCCGUCCUCGCUGCCGCAGCCGCCGCCUCCGCCGAUGCCAGUUCUACCAUGGAGACAUUGACCUCCACUGUUUACGGCGGUCACACGACCAAGGUGAUGACCCGCACGAUCACCCUCACGGACUUUACCGAGGCAGCUAGCAUUGCGACUGCUGAGGCUGCGGUCGCAGCUGCUUCGACUGGAGUUGCUGACGGAGUUACUACCGUCUAUGUUCCAACCGUUUCAUACAUCACUAUCAUCGAGACCGCUGUCUGUAGUGACUCUCAGGCGACCGCUACUAUUACGGUCACGGCUGGCUCUGGUUCGACGGCGACUGCUGCUGAGGAAUCUGUUCAGGCAACCGGUGUGGCUGCUGCUUUGGCUGUGAGCGGAACCGAGUCAUCGGACUCUGAGGCAACUACUGCAUCUGGUUCCGUUGAGUCUACCACCGCGAACGGCGAGGUGAGUGUGACUGAGACUGGCGUUGUGAGCUCCGGCAGCACGUCAACUUCCAGCUCCGCUACCGCUUCUGAGAGCGGCUCUGAGCUGUCAUCGGAUGACUCCACACUUGACGACUCUGAGGUUGAGUAUGACUGCGACGAAGAAGAAGAGGUUAUCAGCACGUCCUCCGCUGCCGCUGCCGUUGCCGUUGCCUCUGUCACGGGCGUCAUCUCGAAUUCCACUACUAGCGGGAACGCAACGGCCGCCGUCUAUAGGAGGUGGACGAGGCUGUAA
This is a messenger RNA of Saitoella complicata NRRL Y-17804, 1426 nucleotides long. RefSeq lists its product as uncharacterized. The record is from RefSeq and is a predicted model, not a curated record. Lineage: Eukaryota; Fungi; Ascomycota; Saitoellomycetes; Saitoellales; Saitoellaceae. The coding region runs from base 137 to 1426 and encodes 429 amino acids. The transcript has a single exon.